Ipomoea triloba (trilobed morning glory) is the source of this 735-nucleotide messenger RNA. Its product is annotated as 60S ribosomal protein L23-like. NCBI's taxonomy places the organism in Eukaryota, Viridiplantae, Streptophyta, Magnoliopsida, Solanales, Convolvulaceae. Gene Ontology annotation, biological process: translation. The record is from RefSeq and is a predicted model, not a curated record. Gene Ontology annotation, molecular function: structural constituent of ribosome; large ribosomal subunit rRNA binding. Gene Ontology annotation, cellular component: ribosome; cytosolic large ribosomal subunit. The coding region runs from base 74 to 496 and encodes 140 amino acids. The transcript is spliced from 4 exons.
GCCACUGGACUGAUAUAAACUCCACCGCCCCCUUUCUAGUUCUCCUGUUUCUGGGAGAGAGAGCGGAUCAACCAUGUCGAAGCGAGGACGCGGAGGUUCCGCCGGGAACAAGUUCCGGAUGUCGCUGGGUCUGCCGGUGGCCGCCACGGUCAACUGCGCCGACAAUACUGGAGCGAAGAACCUGUACAUCAUUUCGGUGAAAGGUAUCAAGGGGCGCCUCAAUAGGUUGCCUUCUGCUUGCGUUGGCGACAUGGUCAUGGCCACAGUGAAGAAGGGUAAGCCCGAUCUCAGGAAGAAGGUCAUGCCCGCCGUCAUUGUACGCCAGCGCAAGCCCUGGCGCCGAAAGGAUGGCGUCUACAUGUAUUUUGAGGAUAAUGCUGGUGUGAUUGUGAAUCCCAAGGGUGAAAUGAAAGGAUCUGCUAUAACUGGUCCUAUUGGAAAAGAAUGUGCUGAUCUUUGGCCUAGGAUUGCCAGUGCUGCCAAUGCUAUUGUUUAAGAUCUGUAGUUUUUUGUUUGGUGUGUUCAAGUCUUGGAAAUUUAAAGUUAGUGCAUGAACCUCAUUACUAUUUGCUGUCAGAAUUUUGUUAAAACUGUUAUAUUUGUGGUUUAGAGUUUUUAAUUUUACAAAUGAUCCUUCAAUUCUGCAAGAAUAUGCAGAAUUCACACCUUUGGGCAGUGCGAAAUUGUGUUACUUCUGAUGAGUUCUACCAUAAUAUUAGCUAGUACUUGGAACUA